Molecule: messenger RNA, 2012 nt
Organism: Sorex fumeus (smoky shrew)
Lineage: Eukaryota; Metazoa; Chordata; Mammalia; Eulipotyphla; Soricidae
Gene: ZBTB48
Product: zinc finger and BTB domain containing 48
Exons: 11
Coding region: 30-2009 (659 amino acids)
Biological process (GO): regulation of transcription by RNA polymerase II
Cellular component (GO): nucleus
Molecular function (GO): RNA polymerase II cis-regulatory region sequence-specific DNA binding; protein binding; DNA-binding transcription factor activity, RNA polymerase II-specific
Source: RefSeq, a predicted model, not a curated record
UGCCCUGGCUGCUGCCUCCCCCAGGGACCAUGGAUGGCUCCUUCGUGCAGCAUAGUGUGAGGGUCCUGCAGGAGCUCAACAAACAGCGGGAGAAGGGCCAGUACUGCGACGCCACCCUGGACGUGGGGGGCCUGGUGUUCAAAGCCCACUGGAGUGUGCUGGCCUGCUGCAGCCACUUCUUCCAGAGCCUGUCCGGGGAGGGCGCGGGGGGCAGUGUCGUACUCCCAGCCGUCUUCGCGGAGAUCUUCGGCCUCCUACUGGACUUUUUCUACACGGGCCACUUGGCCCUCACCUCCGGGAACCGGGACCAGGUGCUGCUGGCGGCCAGGGAGCUGCGGGUGCCCGAGGUGGUGGAACUGUGUCAGAGCUUCAAGCCCCACGCGACUGCAGGCCAGGCAGCUGGUGGGCUGGGCAGACCUGUGCCCCGUGGUGGCGGGCACAGCCAUCUCCAGGAGCCGGCAGGCCUGGAGGAGGAGGAGGAGGAGGAGGAAGUGGCCAGGACUCUGGGUCAUGUCCCCAAGGAGCAGGAGUUGGGUGGCAGCCGGGCUCCACCUGGCGUCUCCACGCAGAGUGAGAACCCCACCUUCCUCCGCGGGAAACUCAAGUCGGCCCUGAAGCUGUGUCCCCCCGAUGGCGACAAGGAGCCUGAGGAUUGCAAAGUGGCCCCGCGGCCCUUUGAGGCAGAGGAUGCCCCGCUGCAGGGCGGUAGCAAUGAGUGGGAAGUGGUGGUCCAGGUGGAGGACGACGAUGGGGACUAUGUGUCCGAGACGGAGCCCGAGAUGGUGCCUGCCCGGAGGAAGGCGGAAGCCUUCCGUCAGCCCGGGGACAGCAGCAGAGGUGCCACCGUGCCGGUUGAGUGCCCCACGUGUCAUAAGAAGUUCCUCAGCAAAUACUACCUGAAGGUCCACAACAGGAAACACACUGGGGAGAAGCCCUUCGAAUGCCCCAAAUGCGGCAAGUGUUACUUCCGGAAGGAGAACCUCCUGGAACACGAAGCCCGGAAUUGCGUGAACCGCUCAGAACAGGUCUUCUCGUGCUCCGUGUGCCAGGAGUCCUUCCGCCGGCGGAUGGAGCUGCGGCUGCACAUGGUGUCGCACACAGGCGAGAUGCCCUACAAGUGCUCGUCCUGCUCCCAGCAGUUCAUGCAGAAGAAGGACCUGCAGAGCCACAUGAUCAAGCUGCACGGCGCGCCCAAGCCCCACGCCUGUCCCGCCUGCGCCAAGUGCUUCCUGUCGCGCACGGAGCUGCAGCUGCACGAGGCCUUCAAGCACCGCGGGGAGAAGCUGUUCGUGUGUGAGGAGUGUGGGCACCGGGCCUCGAGCCGCAACGGCCUGCAGAUGCACAUUAAGGCCAAGCACAGGAACGAGAGGCCGUACGUCUGCGAGUUCUGCAGCCACGCGUUCACCCAGAAGGCCAACCUCAACAUGCACCUGCGCACGCACACGGGCGAGAAGCCCUUCCAGUGCCACCUGUGUGGCAAGACCUUCCGCACCCAAGCCAGCCUGGACAAGCACAACCGCACCCACACGGGCGAGCGGCCCUUCAGCUGCGAGUUCUGCGAGCAGCGCUUCACGGAGAAGGGGCCGCUGCUGCGGCACGUGGCCAGCCGCCACCAGGAGGGCCGCCCGCACUUCUGCCAGAUCUGCGGGAAGACCUUCAAAGCCGUGGAACAGCUGCGUGUCCAUGUCCGGCGGCACAAAGGGGUCAGGAAGUUCGAGUGCACCGAGUGCGGCUACAAGUUCACCCGCCAGGCGCACCUGCGGAGGCACAUGGAGAUCCACGACCGCGUGGAGAACUACAACCCGCGCCAGCGCAAGCUCCGCAACCUGGUCAUCGAGGACGAGAAGGUGGUGGUGGCCCUGCAGCCGCCCGCCGAGCUGGAGGUGGGCUCGGCCGAGGUCAUCGUGGAGUCCCUGGCUCAGGGUGGCCUGGCCCAGCUGCCCGAGCCCGGCGUCCCCGUGCCCCCCCUCCUUAUCACUGCCACCAUCCCCGAGGACUGUGACACGUAGCCC